AUGCAGUGGCUUAUCACAGGGUGUUCCUCGGGACUCGGUCUCCACCUUGCCCGUAUGGUCCUUUCAGCUGGCCAUAAAUGUAUUGCUACUUCACGCAAUCCCGACGCAACUCCAGAAUACGUCGUAGAAAUAGAAAAGCUAGGGGGUAUAUGGGUACCACUCGACGUUUCGAGCAACAACUUGGAGAACUUGAUCCAGGAAAUCACGGAGAAACAUGGGUUUAUUGAUGUGCUGGUGAAUAACGCUGGCUUUGGUGAUGGUGGACCGCUCGAGACAUACAGUACCGAGGCUGCAAGGUCAAUAAUGGAGGUGAACUUUUUCGGUCCAAUGCGGCUGAUGAAGGCGUUGAUUCCUCAUAUGAGAGAACGAAAACAAGGUGUCAUUGUCAAUGUCACAAGCGCAGUGUUCUGGGCGGCACACCCUGGAGUUGGAAUGUACGCUGCGUCUAAAUUUGCAUUGGAAGGACUAUCGGAAUCCCUCUCCGGCGAGUUGGCUCCGUUUGGCAUUAGAGUGAUCAUAGCAGAGCCGGGCGAGAUGAGAACAAAGUUUGUUGAUACAGACAAAGUUUCGCAUGUUCACGUACCGGAAGCGUACAAGGCUACUCCUGCCGAAUUCGUGCUGAACUUCAUUACCCAACGUGAUGGCAAACAGGACAUAGAUCCGGAACGAGUGGCAAAUGCAAUUGUUCAGCAAGUCGUUAGCUCGCCGAAUCCAGAUCCACCACUGAGGCUCCCCCUAGGUACUGAAUGUCUGGAACUUCUGAUUACCAAGACCAGUACUCUGUCAAAGUUAGCGGAUGCUUCCAUUUCACUAGCGAAGGACUGUGACUUUCCCAAGAACUAG
Molecule: messenger RNA, 843 nt
Organism: Talaromyces rugulosus
Lineage: Eukaryota; Fungi; Ascomycota; Eurotiomycetes; Eurotiales; Trichocomaceae
Exons: 3
Coding region: 1-843 (280 amino acids)
Molecular function (GO): oxidoreductase activity
Source: RefSeq, a predicted model, not a curated record